UUUUGCGUGCACCUGAUCACAACGCGUCGCGACCAUCCACCUUAACAUCUCCCAGCCCGGCUUAACUGUUCGACAUGUCGUUGUUUGGCGGUCAGCCUGAGAAGAAGACCGGAACGCUCUUCGGGAGCACAUCUGCACCACCCGGGGGUCUUUUCGGUCAGUCGCAGCCACAGACAACUCAGCAGCAAAACUCCAGCGGUCUCUUCGGUGCAUCGCAACCCGCAAGUACCGGCGGUGGUCUUUUUGGUGGUGCGCAAUCGACAAAUACUGGCGGCAGUACUUUUGGUGGUGCGCAGCCUGCCAAUGCCGGCAGCAGCCUAUUUGGAGGAGCGCAGCAGCAACAGCAAACCGGGGGCUUGUUCGGACAACCUCAGCAGCAACCUCAGCAGCAGCAGCAGCAGCAGCAGCAGCAGCAAAGUACGGGGGGACUGUUUGGCCAAAGUCAGGCUCAACAGCCACAACCGAAUCUGAGUAACAGUCUCUUCGGUGGACGGCUACAACCAGCGCCUACUCUUACUGCAGCUCAGGCGCAACAAUUGCAGCAAAGCCAACAAGGCCUUCCUCAGCUAAGGCAAAGCACGAAAGAUUCGUGGGCGAGUGGAUCUUUGAGUGGCCAAAGAGAAAAGUCUGUCCCAGAGCAAAUUAAGACCAUUUUCAAUAAGUGGGAUCCUACUAGCCCGGAAUGUGUGUUCCAAUACUACUUCUACAAUUCAGUCAAUCCAGACGAAGCGGCGUUCUACGGUCCCUCUCCUUACGAAGAUGAGCGCAAAUGGGAGGAAGCACUUGCGAAGAAGCCUAGCCCUGGCUACAUACCCGUCCUUGUGCGUGGAUUUGAGGAGAUAGCAGCGCGGAUCCAGUACCAAAGCUUAGCGGUCACCGGAUUGCGCACACGACUACACGAGAUAAACAAUAGUCUGUCACUUAUGAAGGACCAGCACGAACUGAACGUGACACAACGGAUAUCCGAGGCGAGGAGGAAACACAUCGUACACACCCAGCGAAUCCUGACCCUUGCGACAAAGGUACAGAUUCUGAGGAACCGUGGCUAUGUCAUGGACCAAGCGGAAGAAGAGCUUAAGAAGAAACUUGUGGAACUCGAAAAGAAGACCUUUGACCCUGUCCUCGGAGGUCGACAAGAAGAAAUCUGGGCGCGCAUGUCUGGAGUGCGAGAGCGUGCGCAUAUAUUAGAGAAAGAAACAGAGCGAUUAGGCAAAGCGGUCGACGGUCAGCAAGAGUCUGAGGUUCUCUCGGAGUCCGAUUUGCAGUCUCUGGAUAAAAUUCUCAAAGAUUACGAUAGACAACUCACGCAUCUCAAGAAAGAGACAGACGAGCUGGCUACAGAGUAUGAGGAAUGGGAGAAGGCGGAGAAGGAGCGAAAGCCGCCCACAAGGUCUUCUACCAUGAGAAGAUAA
Molecule: messenger RNA, 1412 nt
Organism: Periconia digitata
Lineage: Eukaryota; Fungi; Ascomycota; Dothideomycetes; Pleosporales; Periconiaceae
Source: the annotation of a GenBank genome assembly